Molecule: messenger RNA, 2356 nt
Organism: Periophthalmus magnuspinnatus
Lineage: Eukaryota; Metazoa; Chordata; Actinopteri; Gobiiformes; Gobiidae
Product: E3 ubiquitin-protein ligase HUWE1-like
Exons: 5
Coding region: 618-980 (120 amino acids)
Source: RefSeq, a predicted model, not a curated record
UCCGGUGUAACGCGCAGAUCUGCUCCCCGAGAGAAACACAAAGACAGUACAUGUUCAUGGUUCUUCUUCAGAGGCCCGUCCCGCAGUGACAGGUUCCACAGGGGCGCAUUUUCCUCCAGAGCACCGGGCUUAUCUCCGCGCGCACGCCGAGCAGGAGUCACUUUGAGCGGCCAUAGAAAACUCUCUGCUGCGCUGGAGGUUUCACACUUUUCUUCAGUCUGAGGACGGACUCCGGUCUGUGGCUGUCCCGGGACACUCUGGAGCUACACCGUUUAUCUGCGGGGACCUGAGGCUCAUUCAUACGGUCCAGCGGUGCUUGAUCCCCGCGCACGCCGACCUCAAGGAGCUGCGAGCGGGCACAGGAUCCACGGCUCUCUGCCAGCUCCAACCACAGCUCCAACCUCAGCCUCUCUGAGGUCUGAGUGAACUUUAACAGAGCAGAUUCCCCCUUAAGGAGUGUGCGAGCUCUGGGUUUAUGCGUGAAAACUAACUGAGCCGAGCGGCGUUCAGCUGAGAGAGUGUCCGAGCAGGAGGCACUUGGAGCGGACUCAGAGCACCGCGCGUCCCCGCUGUAGCAGCGUUAGCCUUUAGCCUUUAGCUCUGUUAGCUCCAGGAAGAUGCAGUGUGUGAAGAUAAUGAGGAAACGACCCCUGGACCUGGAGCCCUGGGACCGCUGCAAAACCAAGCGCGUUUGUUUGGGGGCGGAGCUUGUGGCUGAUUGUCCAAUGGAAACUUGCGACAGUUCAAAUCUGACCAAUCAGCUGCAGCCUCAGCUGCACGUGCAGCUCAAACCCAAUUUUGGCCCCGGUCUUGGUCCUGGUCUUGGUCCUGGUCUUGGUCCUGGUCCUGGUCUUGGUCCUGGUCUUGGUCCUGGUCCUAGUCCUGGUCCUGGUUUUGGUCCUGGUCUUGGUCCUGGUCUGGUCUGUCAGCGCUGCCUCAGAGGAGAACCUGGGCACAUCAACCACAUCCUGGGACUCUAGCCAAUCAGACGACAGCUCUGAGGGACGCCACGCCAGACUGACCAAUCAGACGACAGCUCUGAGGGACGCCAUGCCAGACCGACCAAUCAGACGACAGCUCUGAGGGACGCCACGCCAGACCGACCAAUCAGACGACAGCUCUGAGGGACGCCACGCCAGACCGACCAAUCAGACGACAGCUGUGAGGGACGCCACGCCAGACCGACCAAUCAGACGACAGCUCUGAGGGACGCCACGCCAGACCGACCAAUCAGACGACAGCUCUGAGGGAUGCCACGCCAGACCGACCAAUCAGACAACAGCUCUGAGGGACGCCACGCCAGACCGACCAAUCAAACGACAGCUCCAGUGUGGUUCUCCUCGGCCCCAGUCCUUUGCUGAUCUUCGCCUGGGCUCAUUUUUACGAUGUAACUUUAGUUAUUUUGAGUUUAAUUUGAUUUCUCAGUUUAAAUGAAGGGACAAACCUGAAGCCAGUGCCUUAAGAGUUCAGACCGACUGUAUGAACUCAGACAUAACAUUAUAAAGUUUUAUAGAGACUGUUCUGCAGUAAAACGUUAAACCUGCAGUGUUCACAGCCGAGAUCUGUAUGUUUCAAAUGCACAUUUUAAAUCCACGCAGGAGUUUAACCUGGAUUUCAGUCUUUACUCACGUAGAGUGAAACCCAGACAUUUAAUUCCAGACAUUUCAGAACAUGUUUAUGGACUAACUACCGGGUUAGCAGCUUUUACACAGAAGAAGACCCCAUGGACACACAGGGAGGGCAUCUGACAUAAAUUGUAUAUGUAUUAAGAUUUUAUAAGAUAACAUGUCAAACUGUAAUUUUUAUUUUUAUUUUAGUAAAAUGCCUUUGAGAGAAAAGGCAGAAACACUGUUUACAUCUGAGAAGGAAUGUCCAGGGAAGAAAAUCUGUUUACGAUUCAAACGAAUGAACUGAAAAAAGUGAACCUGAAGUGAACUAAUGCAUUAGUGUCCAUGGCCUCUGAUGUUGGCAUUUUUACUUGAAUAUUCCUGUUCACAUUGGUUUGUUAUGGACUUGCACUUAAGACCUAAAAGGGAACCUCGUUAAACCUUUAUGCAAAUCAGAGACAAAGCUGCAGCCAAUCACAGAGCAGCUUUCAGAUAAAAGAUUUGUGCUUUUUUGGACAUAAUUUUGGUGUUUAAAUUAAAGUUUUUUUUAAUUGUCAGACUUUGCACCGUCCAAUCGCAGUCCUACCUUCCUCUGAGCUGACGCCUGAUUGGCUCACGGCUGUGAUGUCAUUCCACACUCCUUUGAUAAUUUCAGAAGAACUUUGAAUGUAAAAAUAAAUGUUAGAUAUUUUUGUAGAUGUAUAUUUUUGCCUGAAGCAGCUUUGUACAAAUUCAAAAUAAAAGCCAUG